AUCUUAUAACCCUCGCCUCCUUGGUCCUCUCUCUCUAGCUCCUCUCUCUCCCACCGCUUCGACGCCAUGCCGAAGCACUAUCGCCCCGCCGGGAAGAAGAAGGAGGGAAACGCCGCCAAGUAUGUGACGAGGUCACAAGCUGUGAAAUACCUCCAAGUUAGCCUUCCUGUAUUCAGGAGACUAUGCAUCCUCAAAGGUGUAUUUCCUCGGGAACCAAAGAAGAAGGUGAAGGGAAACCACCAUUCUUAUUAUCACACAAAAGAUCUCAUGUUUCUUAAACAUGAGCCUCUUCUUGAAAAAUUUAGAGACAUGCGAACUUAUGAGAGGAAAGUGAAGAAAGCCGUGUCAAAGAAGAAUAGAGAUCUCGCGGAACGGCUGUUGAGGCGGAAGCCCACUUACACUCUUGAUAUGCUCAUUAAGGAGAGGUAUCCAAAAUUUAUUGAUGCAGUAAGAGACCUUGAUGACUGCCUUAGUAUGGUACACCUAUUUGCUGCAUUGCCUGCUGUGGAUAGAAUUGUAGAUGGAGAAAAGAUUCCUGUAAGCCGAGUCCAUAAUUGCCGAAGGUUGAGUCAAGAGUGGCAGGCAUACAUUUCUCGCACCCAUAAACUACGGAAGACUUUCAUUUCUGUGAAAGGAAUUUAUUAUCAAGCAGAGGUCGAGGGGCAAAAAGUUACUUGGUUAACUCCUCAUGCAUUGCAACAAGUACUGCCUGAAGUGGAUUACAGGGUCUUGCUUACCUUUUUGGAAUUUUAUGAGACUCUUCUUGCAUUUGUUAACCACAGACUCUAUCAUUCAAUAAAUGUGACAUAUCCACCAAUUCUUGACCCUCGGUUGGAAGCUCUGUCUGCAGAUCUUUAUGCAUUGUCAAGAUAUCUUGAUGCCAACGGCCAAAUGAGUACAAAAGCCGUCACCUCAUCUGGCUCUGAGCCAGCUGAACAUCAACAGGAUCAAGCUGGUGAUUUAAUGCAACAGCUUCCUUCCAAUGAACCUGGUGCUUUGAUGCACCUUCUUGAAGAUGCUUCUAGGGAGGAUGAGGAAGAUUCAGAGACUAGGGAAUGCAAAUAUCUCUUCAGGAACAUUAAAUUCUUCUUAAGUCGUGAGUCUCCUAGAGAGUCGUUGCUGUUUAUCAUCCCUGCAUUUGGUGGCAAAGUUUCUUGGGAAGGUGCCGGUGCACCUUAUGAUGAGUCUGAACAAAGCAUCACUCAUCAGAUUGUUGAUAGGCCAACUCAAGGACAUAAGUUCCUUUCCAGAGAAUACAUCCAACCUCAGUGGGUUUAUGAUUGUAUAAAUGCACACAUCAUUUUACCUACUGAGAAAUAUAUUGUCGGAUGUGUACCUCCACCGCAUUUGUCUCCAUUUGUAGAUAAUGAUGCUGAGGGUCAUGUUCCUGAGUAUGCUGAAGCUAUUGAGCGACUAAAGGCUGCCGAAAGAAAGGAAGUCUUGCCAUUGCCUGGCAUGGGAAAAGAGGAUUUGGACGACCCUCAAAGUUUACUAGGCAUCAUUGAUCGGGCAGAAGCUAUCGAGGCUGCUAAGAAGAAACAGAAGAUGUUAAUGCAGGAGAAGAAGUACCAUGAAGAACUGAAGCUAGAGCUUCAAGGUGCUCAGUUGCCUUCUCUCCAAAGUGGCGUUGAAGUUGAGGAUGCUGAAGAAGAUGCUUUACCUGAUCUGCAACAAAGGGCCAAGGAUGCUGAUAGCAUGUCUGAGGUUUCUAUGUCGCGCAAGAAGAGGAAACUUCUAGAAGCAAUGAAGAUUGGUAAAAAGAGGAAAGAGGACGGAGUAAAUCUCCUAAAAGAACGGAAGCGGAGAAUCGACCAAGCUAAGAAGAGCUCGUCGUAAAAUCGAUGUUUGUAGGAUCCACUUUAAAUCUUAUUAUUAUGUAUUUUUAUCAGAGAAAGGAUGGGUUUGAUAUAUCUAAAUACCUGGCAAAUCAUAUUUGGUGAUUAGCUGACAAUUUUGUUGAAACGCCCGGCGCUUUUGUUGUAUUUCAAUUUUCGAUCAGUAUCUUCUAGUUUUUCUCUA
Salvia hispanica is the source of this 2019-nucleotide messenger RNA. RefSeq names its product pescadillo-like protein. Gene Ontology annotation, cellular component: nucleolus; PeBoW complex. NCBI's taxonomy places the organism in Eukaryota, Viridiplantae, Streptophyta, Magnoliopsida, Lamiales, Lamiaceae. The record is from RefSeq and is a predicted model, not a curated record. Gene Ontology annotation, molecular function: RNA binding. Gene Ontology annotation, biological process: ribosome biogenesis; maturation of LSU-rRNA from tricistronic rRNA transcript (SSU-rRNA, 5.8S rRNA, LSU-rRNA).